Molecule: messenger RNA, 3857 nt
Organism: Phragmites australis (common reed)
Lineage: Eukaryota; Viridiplantae; Streptophyta; Magnoliopsida; Poales; Poaceae
Product: DNA glycosylase/AP lyase ROS1-like
Exons: 18
Coding region: 192-3428 (1078 amino acids)
Biological process (GO): base-excision repair
Molecular function (GO): DNA demethylase activity; DNA N-glycosylase activity
Source: RefSeq, a predicted model, not a curated record
AGCUGUUAGAAAAAAUCAGAGGCAGGGCAGGGGAGGGGGUGGGGGGUGUCUUUACUUCGGCCAUCUGCACGGGAUCAACGCGAGGUGGAUGGACUAGUCCCCAAGCUGACCUCCUCGUUCUCGUCGAUUCCCUCUACCGGGUCCACUCAUUCCAGUACUCCUCCUGGUUCCCUCCCCCGCAAAGGCGCUCCAUGGCGGCAGAGGCAGAGAAGGCGGCGGCAACAGAUCUUGGGCCACGGUUGGGGAUAUCACCGGCGACCCCCGACAUUGUCCGGAAGCCGGCUCGGCCGUCCGGGACCACCGGCGCGGAUGCCUCUUGCUGCACUGCUCUGUCCACCGCCGCGCCAGAGCCGGAGCCGGCUGGCUGCGGCAAGGUGGAGAGCGACGGAUUCAGCUCUGUGCUGUCGCCCGCCGGGGAACAGUCCCAGUCUGCGUCGGUUUGCCCCGACAAGGUGGAGAGCGACGGAUUGUGCCCCGUGCCGUCGUCCGUGGAGGAACAGUCUCAGUCUGUGCCGGAGGAUUUGGGAGAAGUGGACUGUGCGGUGAGCACGCAGGAGUCCAGCACCUUGCCGGCGCAGGCGGGCGAGUCUUAUGGCAAGAUUCAGCAGCAGCAGCAGCAGGAAGGUGUCGCCAAUGGCAGUGAUGCUAGUGCUGCUGGUCCUGUUCCUACUCCGGAUAAAGUGGAGCCCACACCUCGUAAGCGGUGGAAGAAGUCGACCAAGGGGGUGCCCCGAUUCAAGGUUAUGAAAGACAAAAUCUUGAAGGCAAAGUUGACCCCGAACGAGUCCACACCGGGUAGGGUUAAGAAGAAGAAAAUACAGGAGGAUGGUACUGAACAUGUUGGAAUUGGCAGUUCUAAUAUCGCGAGACGGAAGUUGGAUUUGGAUUCUUCUGAAAGUAAAGCUUGUUUCAGCAGAGCCACGUUGAUGGGUAAUUUGAGGAGCCUUGCUAAGAGCCGUGGUUUGCGGGAUGAUCCAAGUGUGCGCAUGAGGAGCAAGAGAGGGAAGAAGAGGAAGCUGAUGAUAUUUAAGCUCCAGGAAAGUGGUGGAUUGGCGAUGGUGCCUUACCAGAGAACCCGAACUGAUGCAUCAUCCUCUGCACUUGUUCCACUUGGGGAUUUUAUGCAACUUGCUACCUCGCGCCAUGGAAAUCACGGGAAGAAAUUGGAGACUAAGGUGUUGGGCCUUGAUGAGAAGGCAUUACAAGUAUAUGAUGUUCUGAGGAAGUGGGAUGAGAGUGACAGUGAGAGUUUCGAAGGGUUCGAUAUUGGCAGCGGACCUGAAUGGGAUGAAAAACGACGCAACUGUGAACAAUGUGUGGAUGUAUUUAUUGCAACGAUGUACGAUCUAUUGGGACCCAGAAAAUUCUCUCAGUGGGGUGGAUCGGUAAUUGAUUCUGUGGUUGGUACUUUCCUUACACAAAAUGUUGCUGAUCAUUUAUCUAGCAAUGCUUUUAUGAACCUGGCGGCAAAGUUUCCUCCAAGUAAGAGAUGUUGUAAAGCUGAAGAUUGUUCAAAUGUACCUCCAUUGGUAGAUGGUGUUGAAGAAAACUUGAAUUCAAAUGAAGUGUCUGGUAUUGUUGAUUCCGUCAAUUCAGAUUUUAGUAAACAUGUUGAUUCUGAGAAAGAAGUUGGUUAUGAUAAAGAGAUAAAUGGUCAUUAUGGUAAAGAAUACAGAUCAGUUAUAGAGAGUUUUAUUGUUGGUAUGAAACAGACAGAUAUUUCUACUUUGGACACGGAACAUCUUAUGAACUUGGUGAAGGAUAAGUCUGGAAAUCCAAUGUGCGCUGAAAUGACCUUGAGAAAGUUCAUAGCUACACUGCAACCGAAAAUCACAUCUCAUUGGGACGAAUUACGGAAGGAAGCAUAUCGAAAAGGAUACAAUAACAGAAAUUCAACUGGAACAAGUGAUGCAGUAGAUUGGGAGUCGGUACUACAUGCGCCAACACUUGAUGUUGCAAAAUGCAUUGCAGUCAGGGGUCAGCAUUACCUUAUGGCAUGUCGGAUACAGGCUUUUCUGAAGCGUUUAAAUGACGAUCAUGGAAGCUUUGAUCUGGAUUGGCUUAGAUAUGUACCACGUGAAAGCGCCAGAAACUAUCUGCUCAGUAUACUGGGGCUUGGAGAUAAGAGUGUUGAUUGCAUUCGUCUUUUGUCAUUGAGGCAUAAAGCGUUCCCAGUUGAUGUCAACGUAGCUCGCAUAGUCACAAGGCUAGGAUGGGUUCAACUUCAACCCUUAGAUGGUUUGGAAUUUCAUUUAGUUAACUCAUAUCCAAUCAUGCGUGAUGUACAAAGGUAUUUAUGGCCUCGGCUGUGUACCAUUGAUAAGGAAAAAUUGUAUGAACUACACUGUCUUAUGAUAACGUUCGGAAAGGUAAUGUGCACAAAAAUAAAUCCAAAUUGCAGUGCUUGCCCUUUCAGUGCAAAAUGCAAAUAUUAUAGUAGCUCACUUGCCAGACUGUCGCUUCCUCCUGCGGAGGAGCAUGAACAUGAACGCAGCAAAGAGCAAACAAACAUGCUUACUUCUGGAAGCCUCCUUUUAUCAAAUGGUAGUUGCUCGCCAAGUUUUCAGCAAAUGUGUCUACACCAAGCUGAAAUAAGGAAAACUGCUGAAAGACAACCCAUCCGUAACUGUGAGCCUAUUAUUGAGGUGCCACCAAGUCCAGAACAUGAAUAUGAAGAAGCACCUAACGAGCAAGAACCCUAUGAAGAUGAUCUAUGUGAUCUUGAAGAUAUUGUACCAGAGGGAGUACAGUAUGAUGUAGAAAUAGAUCUUAGCUCAAGCAAGCAUAUGGUGAACAAUGGUUCUUGGACGCCAAACUAUGGAAAAGACUUGGUCUUGAUCAAUCCACAAUGCAGUUUUGGCCGAAAUAAAAAGUUGAAGAAUAUUGGCCGUCUUAGGACUGAACACAAUGCGUAUGUCCUCCCAGAUGAUCAUGUAAUCUUAGAAGAGUUUGAAGAGAGAGUUCCAGAAGAUCCAUGUCCUUACCUCCUGGUUGUUAUUUCUUGUCCUAAUGAUUACACGGUGAAAGGCACUAUUCUGAUACCCUGUCGGACAGCAAACGGAGGAAAGUUUCCAUUGAAUGGUACCUACUUUCAAGAACACGAGGUUUUUGCAGAUUACUCAUCUAGCUGUUCGCCAAUAAGUAUACCUAGGGAAUGUCUCUGGAACCUAGAGAGAUGCAUUGUAUAUUUUGGUUCAUCUAUACACUCGAUCACUAAAGGUCAAACAAAACAAGAUAUUCAGGACUGCUUCAAGAAAGGAUAUGUCUGUGUACGAGGAUUUGAUCGGAAAACAAGAUACCCCCAGCGCCUAUGUGGCACGUUACAUGCCACCAACGUUAAAAAGAAUGAAGGCGGCGAAACCCGUACAAAGAAGGCCAGGACAUCGCCGGAGGGGAAGAGCAACGAGGAAGCAUCUACGGCGAACUAGGAACUAGUUGUUGCUUGACGUAGCUGUGUACAAAUUGUAGUUGUAACAGUGCUGAGGUAGUUCUGUAACUGUAACCCCUUGCUAGGAUAUGUUCGUUGUGAGGUGUAGAUGGAUGGUGCCUAGAGCCACCGCGUGAGUGAAUAAUGGCUGAGAUCUGUCUCCAAUGGCGGCUACUACUUUUUUUCUCCCUCCGUUAUUUUAUAACGGUUGGAACACCGCGAGCUGGUAACUUGUGUAGGAGAGAGUGGACAGGGAGCUCUUCAUUCUAUUUGGAUGGUAGUUUAGACUUUGUAUCCAUGUCUAUUUUUUAUUAGUAUCUUUAGUGUGUUUUGUUUGUGUGUAUUUGUAAUAUACAGAGGUUAUUUGAUGUAACGAUAACAGUUAAUAAAUUUUUUAUUUUUCAUUAAAAAAUGUUUCUGUUAAAUUAAA